AUGUGGUUACAUACCACCGGAGUCCCUGUCGGCCAUGCCAUGAAGGGUGCACUGUGUUCCAGAGUGACCAUCGAAGUUGGCCUGCUGGAGAAGGGCCGUUUGACGCGAGAAAUUACGAGAGCCAGGUCAAUCAGCUUCACCAAUGACAGCUCUUUCAAGACAGCAAACAUUCAAUUUCAAUUUUCCGCCCUCCAGGCAAUAGCGCAUGCGAUUUUUUUGCCAGUUCAUACAAACGUAGAUCGAUUGCCUUCCUUCAAGACCCUGCCUGGUAUUUACCAGUCAUAUUACUGUUUUCAACACUAUCAGUGCUUGCUAUUUUCUAUGUGCAAUGAUGCUAUCAAUUUGUGA
Messenger RNA from Monascus purpureus, 348 nucleotides. The record is from the annotation of a GenBank genome assembly. Lineage: Eukaryota; Fungi; Ascomycota; Eurotiomycetes; Eurotiales; Aspergillaceae.